GCGAGUGCAUCAUCGGCUUGCAGUCGACAGUUUUGCUCUAAGUUUGUAGACAUCGUUGAUAUUUUUUGAUUUUGUAAAGAAUCGUUAUCUCCGAGAUGAUGGAAUCGUCGAGUAUCAAAAACUAACGAGACGCAAUAUAUGUUGAAUCGAAUGCUAACGUACAUGAUACUUGUAUGUUUUCUGUUAAUAUUCAUUAUUAUCGGUAUUAUCUUGGUGUUGAUUUAUAAACCAAUCUACGCUUGGGAGAUCGACGUACCUUAUUGAAAAAUCAAUUCUGUUCAAUCGUAACAAAAUACGAUAAGUCCGACAUUUUUAUCGACGAGUGAAGUUGGCAAAAAUUUGAAAACUACUGUCGCGUUCAGAGAAAUUAUUAGCUGUAAAGACAAGAUGCAAAGAUUAGAGUCACAGAAGAUCUUUCACAUACUUUUAAUACUCUCUACGAUAACUUUGGCGAGAUGCGCGUUAUUAGAAAUGUCCCGGAUACUCUGGAACAAGACGGUGUCCGGUGGUCUGGCGAAGAUAGGCAAGCUGGAUCCGUUGAGGGUGCCGGUAAUCAAAAUUGAUCAAUCCGAGGGCGAGACCAGUUACAGGGUGAUCCUGAGGAACUUGGAAAUUGUCGGUCUCAACGAAUCGAUUUUGGAGAGCAUCCACGUCGCUCGCGGUGGACUCAACUCGAACUUGAGCGAAUUUGAGGCCGGAUACGUGAGCUACAGCAAUAUCAGAGACGUGGAUUCCAUCAGAUACAGAUUCCAUACCAUGAUGAGGGAACCUGAUGUAGCAAAAGAGAGUUUCGAAGACGUUGUUUCGCCCGUGAAUCGAACCACUGAUAUCAAACCGUCUUCGCGUUAUCAAGAAGCUCGCUUCGAAAAACUGCAACAAGACGGUUCCAGGAUAUUUGAACAAAAUCAACAAUAUGACCGACGGACGCCUUUUCGUUCCGAUGGCUUUCGUAGAGGCAAUUUAAAAGCGUCGAGCAAUUUUGAGACAAAUCCCGGAAAUUUCGAAGAUUUUAAUCGCCCGACUUAUGUUCAGCCUAUUUAUGCACAGAAAGCGAAAGAUAUUCAAGGAUAUCAAGGAAGUUCGCGAAGCAGUGAAGACAUAAUUGAUUGUGAGGAUACAAAGGGCUUUCAGUUUAGAGGAAAUCAGAAAGACAGCCGAAAAUAUGGGCCACGACAAGACGCCGAUGACAGAUAUGGAAAACGAAUCGAGGAUGUUGAGGUUUCUGCUUCGGAAACAGUCGAGACUAGGUUAAAAAAUCAGGGUGAUGCAAGACCGCCUGCGUUGUAUAAUAGAGAACAGUCUUUACGAUCAAACGUUACACCUUCGAGCAAUGUUAAAUUAUCGAGAAACGUAAUGAGAGAGCGAACGGGUUAUAUCGAUAUUAUCUACGCGGAUGACAAAGCUAACGGAAGUAUGAAACGUUUCGGUAACUUAGGUAACAAUCCCGUAGAGAAUCGACAAGUAUAUGGCAUUGAGGAUGUCAUGAAGGACAUUCGGGAAAAUACAAGAUUUAUUAUUCACAAUUUUACGGAAGGUGAAGCCUUGAGGAAGAGGAAUGAUAUGUUUAAAGCUGCGAUGGAAGAUAAAAAUUUAAAGAAUUUAACUAGGUAUGCGAAGAGUUAUCAGGAGCAGCAAGGAUACUUUGAAGAAAGCAUGCAGUUGAUCUAUCAUUAUGGUGGAAUGAACGCGAGAAAUAAUAGCGCUUCUCAAAAUAUAAAACUCAAUGAUACCAAGAGAACGAAGCGAGCGCAUCCCGAGGAAACUGAUGAAGGCGACGUGAUGGUUGUGAUUUUGAGAAUACGCGUCCCGCUGCUUCGCGUAAAGUCUCAAUACACGCUUACGGGAAAAGUGGGAAAGGAGAUGUUACAUGGCAAUGGCCUGUUUAGCGGAAACUUUACCGACGUAGUGGGCGAUUUUACACUAGAACUGAAGAAGAUGAACGAAGAAUUGAUGAUCGUUCGUGCUGCUAGAGCCAAAUUGUCCGCCAAAGACAAGAAGAUCAGUCUUCAGGGUAUGAACGAGGCGGGACCGGUGCAAGUUAUUCUCAAUUAUAGUAAGUACGUGACGAUUAUAAAUAACGUGCAUCCGCUCAGAGAAGGAAAACGAUAAAUUAAUUAUCAACUGUCAGAGUAAAUCGACCAAUAGCUUUAAAGCCGGUUUCGACGAUUACGCGAAGUCACAUUUGUGUUUGUUACGCGACUGUCGCACGGCUCUUCCGUAAUUACUUGAUAGAAUGAAAAGUCGAAUUCUUUCUUGGAAAGUAACGUCGAUUCGCGACUCGCUACAUGGCGAUAUCGGGCAGGUGUCCUGUCAAUUAUAUAAACGUCGUAUAAAAUCUCAAACGAAUAAUCGGAGGAUACAGUCGCGAAUGUGCGAAAUUCUAAAAUCUCACGGACAUUCCGAGACAUCGCGGAUUGAGCCGACCAAACGCAUAUAUCGAGAGCUCGCGUGAUAGUAAAAGUCCUCCUCACUUUCUUGCGAACACGACCAAACGGUCCCGCAACUAACCGAUCCCGCGCGAUGUUAACUCGAUUAAUCUCCCAUUCACGCUUAUUCACUUUCCUCCGUCAGGUUUAAUGGCUGCGGAGGCAGUCGCCGCAAUGCUUGCCGACGACUUU
This is a messenger RNA of Formica exsecta, 2618 nucleotides long. RefSeq lists its product as uncharacterized. The record is from RefSeq and is a predicted model, not a curated record. The transcript is spliced from 5 exons. NCBI's taxonomy places the organism in Eukaryota, Metazoa, Arthropoda, Insecta, Hymenoptera, Formicidae. The coding region runs from base 388 to 2109 and encodes 573 amino acids.